This is a messenger RNA of Kazachstania africana CBS 2517, 687 nucleotides long. RefSeq names its product RNA polymerase II subunit B1 CTD phosphatase RTR1 (gene RTR1). The record is from RefSeq and is a predicted model, not a curated record. The transcript has a single exon. Gene Ontology annotation, cellular component: cytoplasm; nucleus. NCBI's taxonomy places the organism in Eukaryota, Fungi, Ascomycota, Saccharomycetes, Saccharomycetales, Saccharomycetaceae. Bases 1 to 687 code for a protein of 228 amino acids. Gene Ontology annotation, molecular function: RNA polymerase II CTD heptapeptide repeat phosphatase activity; RNA polymerase core enzyme binding.
AUGAGUAGCGUUUCUGUGCAAACAAUCCAUGAAAAAGUUUUAAAGCCUUUCCAGAAGCAUAGACAGCUGUCUAUAAGGGAAUCCGAACUCUUGAUAUUAGAGCUGCUGGAGCUGUUAUGUGACACUGCCUUGGAAGAUGAGCUAUCUUUGAAGUAUAUCGCUAGAUUCUUAACUCCUGAGACAUAUUCUGACUUAGUCGAAGAGAGAAAUAUAAACAACAGAUGUGGGUAUCCACUGUGCACAAAAUCACCCGAAAGAAGUAGAAUUAAGACUAAUAAUGCCAAAAUUGAGAACUUUCUUCUGGAAAAUAAUCCUUAUGCUUAUCUUUCAAUGUAUUGUAAUAAGUUCCAUUUCAGAUGUUCUCAAUUUUAUCAGUUACAAUUGUCUGAUGAAGCUCUGUUCACUAGAGUAGGUAUACAUCUUAUUGUUGAUACGAUCCCUAAACAAGGUGAAGAAAAUACAGUCACCCUUUUUGAAGAGCUGCUAAGAGAAAGAGCUACUAAUGAAGAUAUAAAAUCAUUGAUUUCAAGUCUGAAAAAGUUAGGGUUGCAGGGCCAUGAGGGUGAUGCCAACAAGGAAAAUGAGGAUGAAAUCUUAGAGCAAGAGUUAUCAAAGUGGUUGGGAGAGAUUAAUAUCGUAGAAAAUGAAAAUCCUGAUGUUUUGGGUGAUCUAACGAGGGAGGACUGA